AUGUUGAAGUUCAAGUAUGGAGCACGGAAUCUGCUGGACGCUGGUGCUAUUGAAUCCAUUGCCAGCCGGGCCUCCAGGCUGAAUCUUUUUUUCCAGGGGAAACCACCCUCCAUGACUCAACAGCAGAUGUCUCUUCUUUCCCGAGAAGCGAUAUUAGAUGCCCUCUUUGUUCUCUUUAAAGAAUGCAGUCAGCCGGCUCUGAUGAAGAUUAAGCACGUGAGCAACUUUGUCCAGAAGUAUUCUGAUAUUAUAGCUGAGUUGCAAGAGCUCCAGCCUUCAGUGAAGGACUUUGAAGUGAGAAGUGUCAUAGGCUGCGGUCACUUUGCCGAAGUACAGGUGGUCAGAGAGAAAGCGACUGGGGAUGUCUAUGCCAUGAAAGUCAUGAAGAAGAAGGCCUUGUUGGCCCAGGAGCAGGUCUCAUAUUUUGAGGAAGAACAGAACUUAUUAUCUCGGAGUACAAGUCCUUGGAUCCCCCAGUUGCAGUACGCCUUUCAGGACAAAAAUAACCUUUAUCUGGUCAUGGAAUAUCAGCCUGGAGGGGAUUUGCUAUCACUUUUGAAUCGAUAUGAGGACCAAUUGGAUGAAAAUAUGAUUCAGUUUUACCUAGCUGAACUGAUUUUGGCUGUCCACAGCGUUCAUCAGAUGGGAUAUGUACAUCGAGACAUCAAGCCUGAGAAUAUCCUCAUUGACCGAACGGGACACAUUAAGCUGGUGGAUUUUGGAUCAGCUGCUAAAAUGAACUCAAAUAAGAUGGUAAAUGCCAAACUCCCGGUUGGGACUCCCGAUUACAUGGCCCCUGAAGUGUUGACUGUGAUGAAUGGGGAUGGAAAAGGUGCCUAUAGCCUAGACUGUGAUUGGUGGUCAGUGGGAGUUAUUGCUUAUGAGAUGGUUUAUGGAAGAUGCCCAUUCACUGAAGGAACCUCAGCCAAAACCUUCAAUAACAUCAUGAAUUUCCAGCGGUUCUUGAAGUUUCCAGAUGACCCCAAAGUUAGCAGUGAAUUGCUUGAUCUAAUCCAGAGUUUGUUGUGUGGCCAGAAAGAGAGACUGAAGUUUGAGGGCCUUUGCUGUCAUCCUUUCUUCUCCAAAAUCGACUGGAGUAACAUUCGUAACUCUCCUCCCCCCUUCGUUCCCACCCUCAAGUCUGAUGAUGACACCUCCAAUUUUGAUGAACCAGAGAAGAAUUCGUGGGUUUCAUCCUCUCCGUGCCAGCUGAACCCCUCAGGUUUCUCAGGCGAAGAACUGCCGUUUGUGGGGUUUUCGUAUAGCAAGGCACUGGGAAUUCUUGGUAGAUCUGAGUCUGUUGUGUCAAGUCUGGACUCCCCUGCCAAGACUAGCUCCAUGGAAAAGAAACUUCUUAUCAAAAGCAAAGAGCUGCAAGACUCCCAGGACAAGUGUCACAAGAUGGAGCAGGAAAUGACCCGGUUACAUCGGAGAGUGUCAGAGGUGGAGGCUGUGCUUAGUCAGAAGGAGGUGGAGCUGAAGGCCUCUGAGACUCAGAGAUCCCUCCUGGAGCAGGACCUUGCUACCUACAUCACAGAAUGCAGUAGCUUAAAGCGAAGUCUGGAGCAAGCACGGAUGGAGGUGUCCCAAGAGGACGACAAAGCACUGCAGCUCCUCCAUGAUAUCAGAGAGCAGAGCCGGAAGCUCCAAGAAAUCAAAGAGCAGGAGUACCAGGCUCAAGUGGAAGAAAUGAGGUUGAUGAUGAGUCAAUUGGAAGAGGACCUGGUUUCAGCGAGAAGGCGGAGUGACCUCUAUGAAUCGGAGCUCAGAGAGUCUCGGCUGGCUGCUGAAGAGUUUAAGCGGAAAGCAACAGAAUGUCAGCAUAAACUGAUGAAGGCUAAAGAUCAAGGGAAGCCUGAAGUGGGAGAAUAUGCCAAACUGGAGAAGAUCAAUGCUGAGCAGCAGCUCAAAAUUCAGGAGCUCCAAGAGAAGCUAGAAAAGGCUGUGAAAGCCAGCACAGAGGCCACCGAGCUGCUACAGAACAUCCGUCAGGCGAAGGAGCGGGCUGAGCGUGAGCUGGAGAAGCUGCACAACCGUGAGGACUCCUCCGAAGGCAUCAAGAAGAAGCUGGUGGAGGCCGAGGAACGCCGCCACUCUCUGGAGAACAAGGUAAAGAGGCUAGAGACCAUGGAGCGUAGAGAAAACAGACUGAAGGAUGACAUCCAGACAAAGUCCCAACAGAUCCAGCAGAUGGCUGAUAAAAUUCUGGAGCUGGAGGAGAAGCACAGAGAAGCCCAGGUCUCAGCCCAGCAUCUGGAGGUGCACCUGAAACAGAAAGAACAGCACUAUGAGGAAAAAAUUAAAGUGUUGGACAAUCAGAUAAAGAAAGACCUAGCGGACAAGGAGACACUGGAGAACCUGAUGCAAAGACACGAAGAGGAGGCCCAUGAAAAAGGCAAAAUUCUCAGCGAGCAGAAGGCGAUGAUCAAUGCCAUGGAUUCCAAGAUCAGAUCCCUGGAACAGAGGAUAGUCGAAUUGUCGGAAGCCAAUAAACUUGCGGCCAACAGCAGUCUCUUUACCCAGAGGAACAUGAAGGCCCAGGAAGAGAUGAUUUCAGAACUCAGGCAACAGAAGUUUUACCUGGAGACGCAAGCUGGGAAAUUGGAGGCCCAGAACCGGAAGCUGGAGGAGCAGCUGGAAAAAAUAAGCCACCAAGACCACAGUGACAAGAACCGUCUGCUGGAGCUGGAGACCAGGCUGAGGGAGGUCAGUCUAGAGCAUGAAGAGCAGAAACUGGAGCUCAAACGCCAGCUCACAGAGCUGCAGCUCUCCCUGCAGGAGCGUGAAUCCCAGCUGACAGCCCUGCAGGCAGCACGGGCGGCCCUGGAGAGCCAGCUCCGCCAGGCCAAGACGGAGCUGGAAGAGACGACAGCAGAAGCAGAAGAAGAGAUCCAGGCGCUUACGGCACAUAGAGAUGAAAUCCAGCGCAAAUUUGAUGCCCUUCGUAACAGCUGUACUGUGAUCACAGACUUGGAGGAGCAGCUAAACCAGCUGACAGAGGACAAUGCUGAGCUCAAUAACCAAAACUUUUACUUGUCUAAACAACUUGAUGAGGCCUCUGGUGCCAACGACGAGAUUGUGCAGCUACGAAGUGAAGUAGACCAUCUCCGCCGCGAGAUCACCGAGAGGGAGAUGCAGCUCACUAGCCAGAAGCAAACGAUGGAGGCGCUGAAGACCACGUGCACAAUGCUGGAGGAGCAGGUCAUGGACCUGGAGGCCCUGAACGACGAGCUUCUGGAGAAAGAGCGGCAGUGGGAGGCCUGGAGGAGCGUCCUUGGUGACGAGAAGUCCCAGUUUGAGUGUCGGGUUCGAGAGUUGCAGAGGAUGCUGGACACCGAGAAGCAGAGCAGGGCAAGGGCUGACCAGCGGAUCACUGAGUCGCGCCAGGUGGUCGAGCUGGCAGUAAAGGAGCACAAGGCCGAGAUCCUGGCCUUGCAGCAGGCUCUCAAGGAGCAGAAGCUGAAGGCCGAGAGCCUCUCUGACAAGCUCAAUGAUCUGGAGAAGAAGCAUGCCAUGCUUGAAAUGAACGCCCGAAGUUUACAACAGAAGCUGGAGACGGAACGAGAGCUCAAACAAAGGCUUCUGGAAGAGCAAGCCAAGUUACAGCAGCAGAUGGACCUGCAGAAGAAUCAUAUUUUCCGUCUGACUCAAGGGCUGCAAGAAGCUCUGGAUCGGGCUGAUCUGCUGAAGACAGAAAGGAGUGACCUGGAAUAUCAGCUGGAAAACAUUCAGGUUCUCUAUUCUCAUGAGAAGGUGAAGAUGGAAGGCACUAUUUCCCAGCAAACCAAACUCAUCGAUUUUCUGCAAGCCAAAAUGGACCAGCCCGCCAAAAAGAAAAAGGGUUUAUUUAGUCGACGGAAAGAGGACCCUGCUUUGCCCACACAGGUUCCUCUGCAGUACAAUGAGCUGAAGGUGGCUCUGGAGAAGGAGAAAGCUCGUUGCGCGGAGCUCGAGGAAGCCCUGCAGAAGACCCGCAUCGAGCUCCGCUCCGCCCGGGAGGAAGCUGCCCACCGGAAAGCCGCAGACCACCCGCACCCAUCUACGCCGGCUACCGCCAGGCAGCAGAUUGCCAUGUCCGCCAUUGUGCGGUCACCCGAGCACCAGCCCAGCGCCCUGAGCCUGCUUGCCCCGCCAUCCAGCCGCAGGAAGGAGUCUUCCACUCCAGAGGAAUUCAGCCGGCGUCUUAAGGAGCGCAUGCACCACAACAUCCCUCACCGGUUCAACGUGGGACUGAACAUGCGAGCCACAAAGUGCGCCGUGUGUCUGGAUACCGUGCACUUCGGACGCCAGGCAUCCAAGUGUCUCGAAUGUCAGGUCAUGUGCCAUCCCAAGUGCUCCACGUGCUUGCCAGCCACCUGUGGCCUGCCAGCCGAAUAUGCCACACACUUCACCGAGGCCUUCUGCCGCGACAAGAUGAACUCCCCGGGCCUGCAGUCCAAGGAACCCAGCAGCAGCUUGCACCUGGAAGGGUGGAUGAAGGUGCCCAGGAAUAACAAGCGAGGACAGCAAGGCUGGGACAGGAAGUACAUUGUCCUGGAGGGCUCCAAAGUCCUCAUUUACGACAACGAAGCCAGAGAAGCUGGACAGAGGCCGGUGGAAGAAUUUGAGCUGUGCCUUCCCGACGGGGACGUGUCUAUUCAUGGCGCCGUUGGUGCUUCUGAACUUGCAAACACAGCCAAAGCAGAUGUCCCCUAUGUCCUGAAGAUGGAGUCUCACCCCCAUACCACCUGCUGGCCUGGGAGGACCCUCUACUUGCUGGCUCCCAGCUUUCCUGACAAGCAGCGCUGGGUCACCGCCUUAGAGUCAGUUGUGGCAGGUGGGAGAGUGUCUAGGGAAAAGGCGGAAGCCGACGCUGGCCGUGACUGUACUUCCUACGAGCCUCUUCCCACGUGGGAUCAGAAAUUGCUCGGAAACUCCCUGCUGAAACUGGAAGGUGAUGACCGUCUGGACAUGAACUGCACACUGCCCUUCAGCGACCAGGUGGUGCUGGUGGGCACUGAGGAAGGGCUGUACGCGCUGAAUGUCUUGAAGAACUCCCUCACCCACGUCCCAGGAAUCGGAGCAGUCUUCCAGAUUUACAUCAUCAAGGACCUGGAGAAGCUCCUCAUGAUCGCAGGAGAGGAGCGGGCCCUGUGUCUCGUGGAUGUGAAGAAGGUGAAGCAGUCCCUCGCACAGUCUCACCUCCCCGCCCAACCGGACAUCUCGCCCAACAUCUUUGAAGCGGUCAAGGGCUGCCACUUGUUUGCUGCUGGCAAGAUUGAGAGCGGGCUCUGCAUCUGUGCAGCCAUGCCCAGCAAAGUUGUCAUUCUCCGCUACAAUGAAAACCUCAGCAAGUACUGCAUUCGGAAAGAGAUCGAGACCUCGGAGCCCUGCAGCUGUAUCCACUUUACCAACUACAGUAUCCUCAUCGGAACCAAUAAAUUCUACGAAAUCGACAUGAAGCAGUACACGCUGGAGGAAUUCCUGGAUAAGAACGACCAUUCCUUGGCGCCUGCCGUGUUUGCCUCCUCCUCCAACAGUUUCCCCGUGUCCAUCAUGCAGGUGAACAGCGCGGGGCAGCGGGAGGAGUUCCUGCUCUGUUUCCACGAAUUCGGGGUGUUCGUGGAUUCUUACGGAAGACGCAGCCGCACAGAUGAUCUCAAGUGGAGUCGCUUACCUCUGGCCUUUGCCUACAGAGAACCCUAUCUGUUUGUGACUCACUUCAACUCACUCGAAGUAAUUGAGAUCCAGGCCCGCUCCUCUCUGGGGACCCCCGCCCGAGCAUAUUUGGAAAUCCCCAACCCACGCUACCUGGGCCCUGCAAUCUCCUCAGGAGCCAUCUACCUGGCGUCCUCAUAUCAGGAUAAGUUAAGGGUCAUUUGCUGCAAAGGAAACCUGGUGAAGGAGACCGGCACUGACCACCACCGUGGCCCGUCCACCUCCCGCAGCCCGAACAAGCGUGGCCCGCCGACUUACAACGAGCACAUCACCAAGCGUGUGGCCUCAAGCCCGGCGCCUCCCGAAGGCCCCAGCCACCCUCGAGAGCCAAGCACACCCCACCGCUACCGCGAGGGGCGGACCGAGCUGCGCAGGGACAAGUCUCCGGGCCGCCCCCUGGAGCGCGAGAAGUCCCCCGGCCGGAUGCUGAGCACGCGGAGGGAGCGCUCCCCCGGGCGGCUGUUUGAGGACAGCAGCAGGGGCCGGCUGCCCGUGGGGGCCGUGAGGACGCCGCUGUCCCAGGUCAACAAGGUCUGGGACCAGUCUUCAGUAUAA
Molecule: messenger RNA, 6252 nt
Organism: Budorcas taxicolor (takin)
Lineage: Eukaryota; Metazoa; Chordata; Mammalia; Artiodactyla; Bovidae
Gene: CIT
Product: citron rho-interacting serine/threonine kinase
Exons: 48
Coding region: 1-6252 (2083 amino acids)
Biological process (GO): actomyosin structure organization; mitotic cytokinesis; peptidyl-threonine phosphorylation
Cellular component (GO): cytoskeleton; cytoplasm
Molecular function (GO): protein serine/threonine kinase activity; ATP binding
Source: RefSeq, a predicted model, not a curated record